This is a messenger RNA of Miniopterus natalensis, 562 nucleotides long. The record is from RefSeq and is a predicted model, not a curated record. Lineage: Eukaryota; Metazoa; Chordata; Mammalia; Chiroptera; Miniopteridae.
UGUCUGCGAAAUGUGGGAAGAGAACAAGAUCAUGCUCGGCGGUGACAGCGGCGACGCGGGCCUGGCGAGCGCCGCGGCGCGGGGGCAAGUGGAGACCGUGCGGCAGCUCCUGGAGGCCGGUGCGGAUCCCAACGGAGUCAACCGCUUCGGGAGGCGCCCGAUCCAGGUCAUGAUGAUGGGCAACCCCCGCGUGGCGGAGCUGCUGCUGACCCACGGCGCGGACCCCAACCGCGCGGACCCCACCACCCUCACCCGCCCGCUGCACGACGCCGCCCGGGAGGGCUUCCUGGACACGGUGGCGGCGCUGCACCGAGCCGGGGCGCGCCUGGACGUGAGGGAUGCCUGGGGGCGCCUGCCCGUGGACCUGGCUGAGCAGCGGGGCCACCGCGACGUCGCCCGGUACCUGCGCAACGCCGCAGGGGGCGCGGAGCGCAGUAGCCCCGCGGAAGGUCCCGCAGGAAAUGGAGAAUCUGAGGGAUCACACAAAUUUGCUGAGGGCAUGAGAACCCUCCAGGCCUUCAAUAGCGACGCAGAGAUGGACUGCACAAGCUCCCUUACCUAA